AAAUUUAAAAUUUCUCACAUGGGUCUCAAGCGCUAUUUUAUUAACAAGUAAUUAGUGAACAUUUCAACGUUUAAUCUCCUAUAAAGCUCAGUUGAUCAGAUGGGGAAACAAUACCUAGAAAAGAAAGAAAGAUGGCUAAUUUCAUUGCGGAUACGAAGAACAAGAUUCAAGAUCUGUUCGUAUACCUCGUUUCAUGUGGAAAAUCUUCUAAAGACCAAGGGCCAGCAAAAGAUGUAGCAGAAAACUUCCAGGAAAUUGGUGGACUGGUAAUUAUAGAUGAACCAGGAAAUGCACCAACAGCACCAAUUACAGGUGAACAAGGAAAUAAUGCAGAGGAAGAGCAGCAAGAUUUUGCAAUAUUCCCACCUGGAGAUCCAAGAAACAAUAUAAUAUAUGAUCAACCAGAAAAUAAUAAUGAUGAAAUUCCAUCGGCAGGAAAUGAACAAUAUUAUGUGCCGCUUGUUCCUCAAGGUAAAGCAAAUGUUCCUAGAGCUCCACCCAAACGAGUGCCUCCUAAGGGUGAAACUGGUUGAAAUAAUACAAUCAUACCUCUAUAUAACAACAUCUCUGUAUAACAGUCAUUUAUUAUAAAAGUCUAGUUUUCUCGGAACUGAUCUUUUAUGUUAUGUUGUAAUAUAUGUUCUCUAUAACAACACUUUACUAUAGCAUCCAAAAAAUAUUAAAACAAACGCGGAUGUUAUAGAGAGGGUUUGACUG
Nicotiana tabacum (common tobacco) is the source of this 717-nucleotide messenger RNA. RefSeq lists its product as uncharacterized. Lineage: Eukaryota; Viridiplantae; Streptophyta; Magnoliopsida; Solanales; Solanaceae. The record is from RefSeq and is a predicted model, not a curated record.